AUGGCUACAGCUACGCACCAGUUUCCACCUCUCCACAUCGUUCCGCCCAAGGCCGGUCAUGCCCACACCCAUACAGCAAUCAUGCUUCAUGGCCGAUCAAGCGAUGGUGAAGAAUUCGCCGAGGAACUGUUCUCAAUGAAACUGUCAGACCAGGAAGGCGACGAUCUGCAUUCCCUCUUCCCAAGCUGGCGUUGGGUUUUCCCUUCCUCGCAGUCAAUUUGGAGCUCAGUGUUUCAGGAGGAUAUCACCCAGUGGUUCGACAUACAUUCUCUGACCGAUGUCGACGCCAAACAGGAGCUCCAGAUGGAGGGGAUUCGUCAAUCGACAAAGUAUGUGCUCGCAUUAAUGGAAGAGGAAGUUCAGCGACUUCAUAAUGCGCGGGAAAAGCUAUUCGUCUGCGGCAUCAGUAUGGGAGGAGCCAUCGGACUUUGGACACUGCUUUGUCAGAAGGCAAUUGGGCAUAAUAUUGGAGGUUUCGUCGGGCUGAGUUGCUGGCUUCCAUUCACAGAGGUGAUUAAGAGGCACCUAUGGACCGUGAAGGAUUCUCUCAAUAGCCCUGGAGCCUCGCCUGACGAGGUUGAGGCAAGAAGUUUUAUUGCUAAGAUCAUGGAUAGCAAGGCAGCGUCUGCUGGGCUCUUGUCAAGCACACCGGUCUUUCUAGGGCAUGGAGUCGAUGAUGCUUACGUCGAUAUCUCGCUGGGAAGGAAGGUGAAAGAGGCACUGAAGUCGAUUGGGUUUACUCCUGAAUGGAGGGAAUAUGCAGGUGCCGAACAAGAAGGACAUUGGAUCAAAGAACCCGAGGAGUUGGCUGAUAUCGCUGCAUUUCUAAUCACUCAAGCUGAGAAAUCUGCCCUUUGA
Molecule: messenger RNA, 858 nt
Organism: Endocarpon pusillum Z07020
Lineage: Eukaryota; Fungi; Ascomycota; Eurotiomycetes; Verrucariales; Verrucariaceae
Exons: 1
Coding region: 1-858 (285 amino acids)
Biological process (GO): protein depalmitoylation
Cellular component (GO): cytoplasm
Molecular function (GO): carboxylic ester hydrolase activity; palmitoyl-(protein) hydrolase activity
Source: RefSeq, a predicted model, not a curated record